Molecule: messenger RNA, 1649 nt
Organism: Dermacentor silvarum
Lineage: Eukaryota; Metazoa; Arthropoda; Arachnida; Ixodida; Ixodidae
Product: lysosomal protective protein-like
Exons: 9
Coding region: 1-1095 (364 amino acids)
Biological process (GO): proteolysis
Molecular function (GO): serine-type carboxypeptidase activity
Source: RefSeq, a predicted model, not a curated record
AUGCAGCAGCUGUCAUUCGCUAUCGCGAACGUGAUAUUCCUCGAGGCGCCGGCAGGUGCCGGUUACUCGUACGACCCCACCGGGAACAACGCUACUGACGACUACAAGACCACCGAAGACAGCUACCAGGCAAUACUGGAUUUCUUUUUCAAGUUCCCGCAGUUCAGAGAGAAUGAGUUUUACGUGACGGGUGAGAGCUACGCCGGCGUCUACGUUCCUCUCCUAACACAACGCCUACUCCUCUCGAAUCCACCAGGAAUAAACCUGAAGGGUUACGCCAUCGGAAACGGAGCGGUGGAUUUCGAACUCUACGGCAAGGCGAUCCUCUUCUUCGCCUACUACCACGGCCUCUUGGGAGAUGACCUCUGGAACGAGAUCACGUCCAACUGCUGCAACGGCACUGUUUCGAAGGAGACAUGUGACUUCUCGUGGCACACCCACGAGCCUUCCUGUGUUGACCCGGUGAACAUUGCGUACGACAUUGUUCUCAAGAGUGGCUUGAACGUGUACAACCUGUACGUGCCAUGCGACAUUAUAAAACAACCGCGGGAGCUUCUGUCGAGGCGUCACCCGGAGGUGACAAGUCAGUACGCAACGAAGCAGCUCCUGACCAAGAUGCUUGGCAUGCCAACAUCGAACUUAUUCGAGACCCCGAAUUGCUACAACCAGGACAACUUGUUUCUGUACUACAAUAGACGUGACGUCAUCGAAGCUUUGCACGUCGAACAGUCUCCACAUAUGUGGGUGCCGUGCUCAAAAACCCUAAACUACACCCAGCAGCACCUGACUAUGCGGGAAGUGGUCCAACAACUGGCCGAAUCUGGGCGCCUGAGAGGUCUCAUUUAUCACGGUGACGUGGACAUGGCAUGUCCGUUUCUCGGAGGCGAAUGGUUCGUUCGCAGCUUGGGAUACGAGCCCACAUCGCAAUACAAGAUGUGGUACGUUGGACCCGAUAUCGCUGGUUUCGUGCAGACCUUCAGCAAGGACAUCACUUUCGUCACCGUGAAGGGUGCCGGCCACAUGGUUCCCAUGGACAAGUCUGAAGAAUCUCUGAAGAUGAUAUCCAACUUUCUUUCAGGAAGCUCGUUUGAAUGAAAAUAAAGAUAACUUUCAAUCGCAACAAUCGAUAAAGAAGCAGCGCAAUAAAAAGCAUGCGCUACGCUUAAUUCAGACGUUAACUUCCGAAAUAAUUUUCGGUGCCUACGCAAUGAUCACUACGCAACUUCGUUCUGUCAGUUUUUUAAUAGGGAAAGAACUAAAGACUACUGGUAACAAGGACCAAAAGAAAGCGGUAGUUUUGAUGUUGUUUUUUUUGUGGCGACGAAGGUGUUGCUACUGGCUGGGUUAGCCUGACAGACUCAGCCGGCAAUUGUUCGGCACGAUCUCUUUCCACGUCAAAUGUGUCAUCAUACCACGAUCAGUCCAGUAAUUUUCAGAAAUGUGAAAAAAAAAAUGCGCGAUGCUUCCUUGGGCACUAUUCGUUUACACGUUGGUCAGGAAACCAUCUUCUCAGGCUACGCAGAAGCUUUUUCAUUUCAAAAUAGAAGCGCUAGCAAAACCAGAUGAAGUGCUCUACGUCACCCGCUUCGUUGCACUCGGUACAGCACGGCCGACCCUAAACGCCCGUGCACGAGUGUAGGCCACUUCUG